Messenger RNA from Nicotiana tabacum (common tobacco), 1433 nucleotides. NCBI's taxonomy places the organism in Eukaryota, Viridiplantae, Streptophyta, Magnoliopsida, Solanales, Solanaceae. The record is from RefSeq and is a predicted model, not a curated record.
AUUCUUCCAUAAAUGCUCAUCCAAACAAGAGAAGGAAUCUCAUUAACACCGCCGCAGAAGCACCACCAAAACGACGACGUUCCCAAAUAUGCCAGCCGGAGAAUACCGCAACGCCUCACCGGCGACACCACAUCCACCAACAGACACGGCGGAAGAAUCCACAUGGCUAUGGACACAAAUCAAAGCUGAAGCUCGGCGCGACGCCGAAGCCGAGCCGGCACUAGCAAGCUACUUAUACUCGACUAUACUCUCACACUCUUCGCUCGAGCGUUCGCUCUCUUUUCAUUUGGGAAACAAGCUUUGUUCUUCCACGCUCUUAUCCACACUCCUUUAUGAUCUGUUUCUCAAUACUUUCUCCAAUGAUCCCGAGCUACGCGCCGCCGCUUCCGCUGACCUACUCGCCGCUCGCUACCGUGACCCUGCUUGUGUUUCCUUCUCUCACUGUUUGCUUAACUACAAAGGUUUCCUUGCUUGUCAGGCGCAUCGAGUAGCCCACAAGCUUUGGACUCAAUCCCGAAGGCCACUUGCACUUGCACUUCAAUCUCGAAUCUCUGAUGUUUUUGCUGUUGACAUCCAUCCAGCUGCUAAAAUCGGAAAAGGUAUCCUCUUUGAUCAUGCAACAGGAGUGGUGGUUGGCGAGACUGCAGUUAUUGGAAACAACGUGUCAAUUCUUCACCAUGUAACCUUAGGAGGGACUGGUAAGAUUGGUGGUGACCGGCACCCUAAGAUUGGGGAUGGUGUGCUCAUAGGUGCAGGUGCCACGAUAUUGGGCAACGUGCGGAUUGGUGAGGGGGCCAAGAUUGGUGCUGGAUCAGUGGUAUUGAUUGAUGUGCCACCGCGGACAACUGCAGUAGGGAAUCCAGCAAGGUUGGUUGGAGGGAAGGAACAACCAACUAAGCAUGAGGAAUGUCCCGGAGAGAGUAUGGAUCAUACAUCUUUCAUUUCUGAAUGGUCUGAUUACAUCAUAUGACUUGCAUACCUCAUGUAUGCUAUAUCUGCAAAAUGAACAAGAAGUCGUCUCCGAACCUAGAAGAGAGGACAAAGGUUCAAUCUUAACGCUACUGACUGUUAAACAUGCUCUUUGUGCUAGUCCAACAGUCCAGAGUGCAAAGAACUUUUAUCCAUCUUUUUUUUUCAAUUAGUCUUUCUGUUUUUCUACAUUUAAGGCUCUCGUUUUUAUGCAGAGAUUUCUGCUUGGAGUCGCCUUACAGCAAGUUCCCUUUGAUGGCACAAAUAUAUAGUAUGUAUUAUGAGUUCAGUAUCUACUCGUUGCUGGUCUUCCUAGGCUUUAAAAACUGGUGAAAGCAACUGUCCGUCUGAGUACAGUCCUAUUAUUACUGUUGUCAUUAUUGCUUCAUUAUUAUGUAAUUGUAUAAUCACAAGGUAUCUAUAUGUUGUCUGAUAUUUCUAAAUUAAGGUUGAUUUCAGAACCC